This is a messenger RNA of Didymodactylos carnosus, 417 nucleotides long. NCBI's taxonomy places the organism in Eukaryota, Metazoa, Rotifera, Eurotatoria, Philodinida, Philodinidae. The record is from the annotation of a GenBank genome assembly.
AUGCCACCGCAAGAAGUUGGGAAAAUAUGGACAUUUAUUAUGGAUCAAUUUCAAGAUAUGAGCAUAUUGAGUAAUGAUGCAUUAUUCGAUCUAUCACUGUGGAAUUAUUUUGAUUUUAAAAGUUCAAGAACAAAUAAUAGUUUAGAAGGUUGGCAUCAUCGUUUAAAUUUUGAUUUAAAUCAUAUCAUACAUCCACAUUUUUAUAUGAUUAUUCGUGCUGUUCAAAACAAUUAUGCACAUAAUUCAGCAAUAUUAUCACGUCAUACAGCCACUAGUACAAUACCAUCAAGAAAAAAGUUAUUUGUGAAUCGAAAUGCACGAUUACAUGAUUUAGAAAAUCGUUAUAAACAACAGACAUUAACACUGCAAGGAUAUCUUGAAAAAGUGAUGCGAUUAAUUGGUAUCAAAAAGUUUUGA